Messenger RNA from Paecilomyces variotii, 3357 nucleotides. RefSeq lists its product as hypothetical. Gene Ontology annotation, molecular function: protein kinase activity; ATP binding; FAD binding. Gene Ontology annotation, biological process: protein phosphorylation. The transcript has 7 exons. The record is from RefSeq and is a predicted model, not a curated record. Bases 1 to 3357 code for a protein of 1118 amino acids. Lineage: Eukaryota; Fungi; Ascomycota; Eurotiomycetes; Eurotiales; Thermoascaceae. Gene Ontology annotation, cellular component: mitochondrion.
AUGUCGACCGCAAGAGGCGUCUCAAUUGCUCUUCGCCGGGCACGACUGCCCAGGGCCAGCCGCGUCGCACGCCCCAUUGUCCCUUACGCGCCCGCAGCAGCGGUGCGGUCGUUCAGCGUCUCCUCCGCAGUCGGAGCGGACGCUACAAAGGAAAUCAAAUAUACGAGCGCCGCCUAUCCUAACGUCAAGCGGGACCCCAAGUUCGCUGACCUGACAGAAGAGCAUGUUCGCUACUUCAAAAGUCUUAUGGACGCUCAGUCUGCCGUCAUUGAUGGCGUGACGACGGAAGCAGCAGACGAUAUCGAGCCAUUCAACAGCGACUGGAUGCGCAAGUACCGCGGACACACCAGACUCGUGCUCAAGCCCCAGACCAAGGAGGAAGUCAGCCAGAUCUUGAAAUACUGCAACGAGAACAAGCUCGCUGUGGUGCCGCAGGGUGGAAACACCGGACUGGUCGGAGGAUCUGUUCCUGUUUUCGACGAGAUAGUCAUCAACACCUCCCGGAUGAACAAGAUCCGUUCGUUCGAUGAAGCCACUGGAGUCUUGGUUGCCGAUGCGGGUGUCAUUCUGGAGGUGGCCGAUCAGUAUCUGGCAGAGCGAGACCAUCUGUUCCCUCUGGAUCUGGGUGCCAAGGGAUCCUGCCACAUUGGCGGCAACGUCGCUACGAACGCUGGUGGACUGCGUCUACUGCGUUACGGAAGUCUGCACGGAAACGUGCUGGGUGUUGAGGCUGUCCUGCCCGAUGGCACCAUUCUUGAUGGUCUCUCGACGCUUCGAAAGAACAACACCGGCUACGACCUCAAGCAGCUCUUCAUUGGCGCCGAGGGUACGAUUGGAAUCAUCACCGGAGUGUCCAUCCUGUGCCCUCCUCGUCCCAAGGCUGUCAACGUCGCUUACUUCGGUCUGGAGAGCUUCGACCAGGUCCGUCAGGCCUACAAGGAGGCCAAGGGACAACUGUCCGAGAUCCUGUCUGCGUUUGAGCUGAUGGACGGACGGACGCAGAACUUGGUGCACAAGGUUACUGGAAACAAGCGCCCCCUGGAGGGAGACUACCCCUUCUACUGCCUGAUCGAGACCAGUGGAUCCAAUGCGGAGCAUGACAUUGCUAAACUGGAAAGCUUCCUGGAGUAUAUCAUGGGUGAAGGCAUCGUUGCGGACGGUGUUCUGGCGCAAGAUGAGUCUCAGAUCCAGGCGCUCUGGGGCUGGCGUGAGGGCAUCACGGAAACCCUGAGCCACCUGGGUGGUACUUACAAGUAUGAUGUUUCCAUCCCGUUGGCGGAACUCUACCAGCUCGUGGAGGACUGCCGGGAGCGUCUGACAAAGCUGGGCUUCGUCGGAGAUGACGACUCCUUCCCGGUCAGAGACGUCGUCGGAUACGGCCACAUGGGUGACUCGAACCUUCACUUGAACGUCUCCGUGCGACAGUACAACAAGGAUGUCGAGAAGGCGAUCGAGCCGUGGGUGUACGAGUGGAUCCAGAAGCGCAAUGGCAGUAUCAGCGCCGAGCAUGGACUGGGGCUUGCUAAGAAGGAGUUCAUCGGCUACAGUCAGAACGACACGAACUUGAAGCUGAUGAAGCAGAUCAAGAACCUCUACGAUCCGAUGGAAGACAUGGCCAAUCGAUACCAGAUGAUGGAGGAGUUGGGGAGUGGAAGCUUCGGGACGGUAUACAAAGCCAUUGAGAAGGAGACUGGAGAGCUGGUUGCUAUCAAGCACAUCGACCUUGAAUCGAGUGAAGAUGACAUCCAAGAAAUUCAACAAGAGAUCUCGGUCCUGGCGACAUGUGCGAGUCCUUUCGUCACACAAUACAAGGCAAGCUUCUUGCGGGGCCACAAGCUGUGGAUUGUCAUGGAAUUCUUGGGAGGAGGCUCGUGUCUGGACCUGUUGCUUUUAGGUCUGGAUUACCUGCACAACGAAGGAAAGAUACACCGAGAUAUCAAGGCGGCAAAUGUUCUCCUCUCGCAUGCCGGAAAGGUCAAACUGGCGGAUUUCGGAGUCGCCGCACAACUCACUAAUAUCAAAUCUCAAAGGAACACAUUCGUCGGGACGCCUUUCUGGAUGGCGCCGGAGGUUAUCCAGCAGGCUGGAUAUGACUUCAAGGCAGACGUCUGGUCUCUUGGUAUUACGGCAAUGGAGAUGCUCAACGGGGAGCCGCCGAAUGCGAGCACGCAUCCGAUGAAAGUCCUGUUCCUCAUUCCGAAGGCACCCGCUCCUCGACUUGAAGGGAAUGAUUUCAGCAACACCGUAAAGGAUUUUAUCGCUCAGUGUCUGAUCAAGGACCCGGAUCGGAGACCUUCGGCAAAGGAACUGCUUAGACAUAAAUUCAUAAGGAACGCCGGGAAGACGGAGGCCCUGCAGGAGUUGAUCCAACGGAAACAUGACUGGGACUCAGGAAAGGGCCAGACAGACAAUGUCAAAUACUAUGCGGAGUCUCUGAAUACCAUAUCGCCCAAAGAUGAUGAUGACGGAUGGGUCUUCGACACAGUCAAAGCACCGACAAUGGCCAUUCCCAAGCAGACACUGCGGAGGAAGAAGCUUCCCACGAUCCCACUUGAAUGUCCCGAGGAGCAAGAGACAGAAAUGUCUCAGGGAAUGGAGAAUCUCCAUAUCGAGAGUCCGCAGUACCCACCUCAGCCUGCUGCCAACUUCACAGUACGGCGGGUGACAGGACCUGAACGUUCUCCGUCCGUCAAGAGAGCCAACAGCAAGCGCAAGUCUAGUGGCGUGAAACAGCCGCUGGGCUUGAACCUGAGUUUUGGAAAUAGCCCAUCUACCGUUCGUCAGUUCCGCCGCACGUCGGACAAAGUGGUAGGAGACGACGGCCAGUACUCUUCACUGCCUGCGGGUAUGGAGGAGAAUAUGGGACAGAAGACUCUGUUCUCGGACAGCAACAGCAAGGAGGCGCAGCUUGGUCGAAGAGCGUACAACAAGGCUGUCGGCCUGUCCUGCCAGGAGAUCCUUGCGAAUACAGGUGACGGGGAGAAGAGAGAGGCCAUUUCACGGUUAGCUGAAGCCUGGAGUGAUCUGGAAAUGGUUGAUCCAGAAGGCCUCUACCAUAUCGUGAAGUUAAUGAAUGAUAAGAUUCAAGGGGACGCAAAGCUUUCCGCUGCUCUUCUCCCUGAAGCUCCGCCCACUGCUCCUCAGAAGCCACGGUUGGUCCUCGCGCAGAACAAUCCUCAUCUCAAGAGUCACCGUCGCCGUCAGUCAGCGCAAGUCCAUGCCGAAGUGGAAUGGCAAGGCCAGUCACCGAAUCUGCCAGGACAGCAUGUUCCUGGGAUGGAACAUACGCAGCAGCUGGCCGAUGUCUUGUAUCAGCGCUGGACAGAAGGUCUGCGUAUUCGAUGGCCCGCUGUAUGA